This is a messenger RNA of Rhizopus microsporus ATCC 52813, 310 nucleotides long. RefSeq names its product bola-like protein. The transcript has 3 exons. The record is from RefSeq and is a predicted model, not a curated record. The coding region runs from base 5 to 310 and encodes 101 amino acids. NCBI's taxonomy places the organism in Eukaryota, Fungi, Mucoromycota, Mucoromycetes, Mucorales, Rhizopodaceae.
AAAGAUGCUUUCAAACUUUGUGCGUUCAACUCUCAUUCGUCGUGCAUUGUAUUCAACACAGGCAGACGCCUUGGAAGGCUUAAGUGCAGGCGAAAAGCAUAUUUACACAAAGCUUUCUGAAGCACUCACUCCCCACAAACUGCAAGUGGCCGAUGUUUCAGGGGGCUGUGGAUCUAUGUACGCUAUUAAUAUUGCAUCUAAAAAAUUCGAAGGAAUGAGCAUUGUUAAACAGCAUAGAAUGGUUAAUGAAGUACUGAAAGAAGAAAUCAAGGGAAUGCAUGGUCUUCAGCUCAAGACAGCGGCCAAAUAA